CACGUCAUCCUAAAUGUUGCUCAGCGUUUUGAGUUUAGCUAGCAUGUUAGCUAGCACCAUAGGAAGUAUAACCCGAAACGAUAAGUGAUUUAAGAGCCGGGUUGGAUACUCAUCACUGCGGAUACGCGUUUCUGUGAAAUGGAUGAGGUGGAGAUUACAGAUGUUGAUGACUUGCCUCAGAUGGAGAAGGCGCCCAUUAAAAACCAGGAUCUGAAUUUCCUUAGCUUCUCUGGAGAUCUUUUAUCUGAGUAUGGAUGGUACCUGCUGGCUGUGACUGUGCUCAUCUACCUGCUUAUCCAGCACCUGAGCAAGAGGAGAUCCAGAGUCCCCUCCAGCCCCCCUGCACAAACACCUCAAGAUGCCGUGUUAGUGGCAAGAAGACAAGAGGGCAUGGAAGCAGCUCGGCGAAAGAUGCAGGAGGACCUUGACACCAAAGCAGCCAUCUUCAGAGAAAAGCAGGCACAGCAAGAACAAGAGAAGAGGAGGCAGAAAAUAGAGAUAUGGGAGAGUAUGCAACUGGGAAAGAGUCACAAAGGAACCACAAAACAUCCUCAGACCACUGAAGAGACCAGUUCAUCAACAGCUGCGUCAAAACCAAAGACGGACAAGAAGUCACUACGCAGUGCUGACUACAAUCCUCUGACUGGACAGGGAGGCUCUUGUUCCUGGAGACCUGGCAGGAGGGGGCCGUCAUCUGGUGGAUGAGGUUAAAGAAAUUCAGAGUCAUUGGUCUGAAUGACCUUUAACCUCUGAAAUCCUUAAGUGCACACUGACUGACUGAAUCAAGCUGACAAUGUCAUCAAGCCUACACAUUAAGAUUGUUUUAAAUUUUAUCCACUGAUCAGUUAUAUAAUAAUGCCGGUAUACAUUAUUAAUAGUGUAUACCUGCUAUCCUGUUUGAUUUUCUAUUCUGUUGUUUACUGUCGAAUCUCCUGGCUGCAUCGUCAUUAAGCAUGCUGCCCAGGGCUCAAUGUAUUGUGGCAUUGAAAGCUUGUAAUGAAGCCCUUCCUGUAAAUGGUACCUAACCAGUAGGUUUGGCUGAUAAAUUUCACAGUCAGUGCAUUUUGUCUAAUAUAUUUUUAUUUUUUCAAUGUGUACCUUCAUACCUUUAGAGUUGAUGUAACAACAGCAGUUGUAGCUAGUGGAAAAAUGGUUAAUUACAAGGAAUAUGUUUUCAUCUGUCAAAAUGUAAAGAGAAUAUCAUCUACACCGUCACACACAAUAAAGUUACUGAAUUUGUCCAA
Messenger RNA from Scomber scombrus (Atlantic mackerel), 1244 nucleotides. RefSeq names its product selenoprotein S (gene selenos). The transcript has 6 exons. Gene Ontology annotation, biological process: endoplasmic reticulum unfolded protein response; retrograde protein transport, ER to cytosol. Gene Ontology annotation, cellular component: endoplasmic reticulum membrane; Derlin-1 retrotranslocation complex; Derlin-1-VIMP complex. The coding region runs from base 139 to 705 and encodes 188 amino acids. NCBI's taxonomy places the organism in Eukaryota, Metazoa, Chordata, Actinopteri, Scombriformes, Scombridae. The record is from RefSeq and is a predicted model, not a curated record.